Molecule: messenger RNA, 11728 nt
Organism: Condylura cristata (star-nosed mole)
Lineage: Eukaryota; Metazoa; Chordata; Mammalia; Eulipotyphla; Talpidae
Gene: ACACA
Product: acetyl-CoA carboxylase alpha
Exons: 56
Coding region: 189-7232 (2347 amino acids)
Biological process (GO): fatty acid biosynthetic process
Molecular function (GO): metal ion binding; acetyl-CoA carboxylase activity; ATP binding
Source: RefSeq, a predicted model, not a curated record
CGGCCUGGUGCUGCGCGCCUGUCAGCCAUCGCCCGAGCCGCCGGCGUCCCCUCCCUCCCAACACCGCCUCCGCGUAGGGGCUCCGGGACCGCGGGACGGACGCCUCCAGCCUGAGUUCUUUUUGGAGAAGAAUAUCUGCUCAGACAUUAAGAAUUAUAAGAGCUUUGAGAGUUCAUUUUGAAAGAAUAAUGGAUGAACCAUCUCCCUUGACUAAACCUCUGGAGUUGAACCAGCACUCCCGAUUCAUAAUUGGCUCUGUGUCUGAAGACAACUCAGAAGAUGAAAUCAGCAACCUGGUGAAGCUGGACCUGCUGGAGGAAAAGGAGGGCUCUCUGUCACCAGCUUCUAUUGGCUCAGACACACUCUCUGACUUGGGGCUCCCUGGCCUACCUGAUGGCUUCUUGGCCUCAAACAUGAGGUCCAGCAUGUCUGGCAUGCACCUAGGAAAGCAAUGUCGUGAUCGCAAGAAAAUAGACUCACAGAGAGAUUUCACUGUAGCUUCUCCAGCAGAAUUUGUUACUCGUUUUGGAGGGAAUAAAGUGAUUGAGAAGGUUCUUAUUGCCAACAACGGCAUUGCAGCAGUGAAAUGCAUGCGGUCUAUCCGUCGGUGGUCUUAUGAGAUGUUUCGAAAUGAACGUGCAAUCCGAUUUGUUGUCAUGGUGACACCUGAAGAUCUUAAAGCCAAUGCAGAAUACAUUAAGAUGGCAGAUCACUAUGUGCCUGUUCCUGGAGGACCAAACAACAACAACUAUGCAAAUGUGGAAUUAAUUCUUGAUAUAGCUAAAAGGAUCCCGGUGCAAGCAGUGUGGGCUGGAUGGGGUCAUGCCUCUGAGAAUCCCAAGCUUCCAGAACUUCUUUUGAAAAAUGGCAUUGCCUUCAUGGGUCCUCCAAGCCAGGCCAUGUGGGCUUUAGGGGAUAAGAUUGCCUCUUCUAUAGUUGCUCAAACUGCAGGUAUCCCAACUCUUCCCUGGAGUGGCAGUGGUCUUUGUGUAGACUGGCAGGAAAAUGACUUUUCAAAACGUAUUUUAAAUGUUCCCCAGGAACUAUAUGAAAAGGGUUAUGUAAAGGAUGUGGAUGAUGGACUGAAGGCAGCAGAGGAAGUUGGAUAUCCAGUAAUGAUCAAAGCCUCAGAAGGAGGAGGAGGAAAGGGAAUCAGAAAAGUCAACAAUGCAGAUGAUUUCCCUAACCUCUUUAGACAGGUCCAAGCUGAAGUCCCUGGAUCUCCUAUAUUUGUUAUGAGACUAGCCAAACAAUCUCGUCAUCUGGAAGUACAGAUCUUAGCAGACCAGUAUGGCAAUGCUAUCUCUUUGUUUGGUCGUGAUUGCUCUGUACAGCGCAGGCACCAGAAGAUUAUUGAAGAGGCACCUGCUGCUAUUGCUACUCCAGCAGUAUUUGAACAUAUGGAACAGUGUGCUGUAAAGCUUGCCAAAAUGGUUGGUUAUGUGAGUGCUGGAACUGUGGAAUACCUCUAUAGCCAAGAUGGCAGCUUCUACUUUCUGGAACUGAAUCCUCGACUACAGGUAGAGCAUCCUUGUACAGAGAUGGUGGCAGAUGUCAACCUCCCUGCAGCACAACUCCAGAUUGCCAUGGGAAUUCCUCUGUACAGAAUCAAAGAUAUUCGUAUGAUGUAUGGUGUAUCUCCCUGGGGUGAUGCUCCCAUUGAUUUUGAAAAUUCUGCUCAUGUUCCUUGUCCAAGGGGCCAUGUUAUUGCUGCUCGGAUCACUAGUGAAAAUCCAGAUGAGGGUUUUAAGCCCAGCUCAGGAACAGUUCAGGAACUGAAUUUCCGUAGCAACAAGAAUGUUUGGGGUUAUUUCAGUGUUGCUGCUGCAGGGGGUCUUCAUGAAUUUGCUGAUUCUCAGUUUGGUCACUGCUUCUCCUGGGGAGAAAACAGAGAAGAAGCAAUUUCAAACAUGGUAGUGGCUUUAAAGGAGCUAUCCAUUCGGGGUGACUUUCGAACGACAGUUGAAUACCUGAUCAAAUUGUUGGAGACUGAAAGCUUUCAGUUGAAUAGAAUUGACACUGGCUGGCUAGACAGAUUGAUAGCAGAAAAAGUACAGGCAGAGCGGCCUGACACCAUGUUGGGAGUUGUGUGUGGGGCUCUCCAUGUGGCAGAUGUGAGCCUGCGGAACAGCAUCUCUAACUUCCUCCAUUCCUUAGAAAGGGGUCAGGUCCUUCCUGCUCAUACACUUCUGAAUACAGUAGAUGUUGAACUUAUCUAUGAGGGAGUCAAGUAUGUACUUAAGGUGACUCGACAGUCCCCCAACUCCUAUGUGGUGAUCAUGAAUGGCUCAUGUGUAGAAGUAGAUGUGCAUCGACUGAGUGAUGGAGGACUGCUCUUAUCCUAUGAUGGCAGCAGCUAUACCACAUACAUGAAGGAGGAAGUGGAUAGAUAUCGCAUCACAAUUGGCAAUAAAACCUGUGUGUUUGAGAAGGAGAAUGACCCUUCAGUGAUGCGCUCACCUUCUGCUGGGAAGUUAAUCCAGUACAUUGUGGAAGAUGGAGGCCAUGUGUUUGCUGGACAGUGCUAUGCUGAGAUUGAGGUGAUGAAGAUGGUAAUGACCUUAACAGCUGCAGAGUCUGGCUGCAUCCAUUACGUUAAGCGGCCUGGAGCAGCUCUUGACCCAGGCUGUGUAAUAGCCAAAAUGCAGCUGGACAAUCCCAGCAAGGUUCAGCAGGCUGAGCUUCACACUGGCAGUCUGCCACAGAUCCAGAGCACGGCGCUCAGAGGCGAGAAGCUCCAUCGAGUGUUCCACUAUGUCCUGGAUAAUCUGGUCAACGUAAUGAAUGGAUACUGUCUUCCAGACCCUUUCUUUAGCAGCAGGGUAAAAGACUGGGUGGAGCGGUUGAUGAAGACCCUCAGAGAUCCCUCUUUGCCACUCCUGGAAUUGCAAGAUAUCAUGACCAGUGUCUCAGGACGUAUUCCCCUCAAUGUGGAGAAGUCUAUCAAGAAGGAAAUGGCUCAGUAUGCUAGCAACAUCACAUCAGUCCUCUGUCAGUUUCCUAGCCAGCAGAUUGCCAACAUCCUAGAUAGUCAUGCAGCUACAUUGAACCGGAAAUCUGAACGAGAAGUCUUCUUCAUGAACACUCAGAGCAUUGUCCAGCUGGUCCAGAGGUACCGAAGUGGCAUCCGAGGGCACAUGAAGGCUGUAGUGAUGGACCUGCUGCGGCAGUACCUGCGGGUAGAGACCCAGUUCCAGAAUGGUCACUAUGACAAAUGUGUGUUUGCCCUUCGGGAGGAGAACAAAAGUGAUAUGAACACAGUGCUGAACUACAUCUUCUCUCAUGCUCAAGUCACCAAGAAGAAUCUUCUGGUUACAAUGCUUAUUGAUCAGUUGUGUGGUCGGGACCCUACCCUCACUGAUGAGCUGCUGAAUAUCCUCACAGAGCUAACCCAACUCAGUAAAACAACCAAUGCAAAAGUGGCACUUCGAGCACGCCAGGUUCUUAUUGCCUCCCAUUUGCCAUCAUAUGAGCUUCGCCAUAACCAAGUAGAGUCUAUUUUCCUAUCAGCUAUUGACAUGUAUGGACAUCAGUUUUGCAUUGAAAACCUGCAGAAACUCAUCUUGUCCGAAACAUCUAUUUUUGAUGUUCUACCAAACUUCUUCUAUCACAGCAACCAGGUAGUAAGGAUGGCAGCUCUGGAGGUGUAUGUUCGAAGGGCUUAUAUUGCCUAUGAACUUAACAGUGUACAACACCGCCAGCUUAAGGACAAUACCUGCGUGGUGGAAUUCCAGUUCAUGCUGCCCACAUCUCAUCCAAACAGAGGGAACAUCCCCACGCUAAACAGAAUGUCCUUCUCCUCCAACCUCAACCAUUAUGGCAUGACUCAUGUAGCCAGUGUCAGCGAUGUGCUGCUGGACAACUCAUUUACCCCACCAUGCCAGCGAAUGGGUGGCAUGGUCUCUUUUCGGACUUUUGAAGAUUUUGUCAGGAUCUUUGAUGAAGUGAUGGGUUGCUUCUGUGACUCCCCACCCCAAAGCCCCACAUUCCCCGAGGCAGGUCACACAUCUCUAUAUGAUGAAGAUAAGGUCCCCAGAGAUGAACCAAUUCACAUUCUGAAUGUAGCUAUCAAGACUGAUGGUGAUAUUGAGGAUGAUAGGCUGGCAGCCAUGUUCAGAGAAUUUACCCAGCAAAAUAAAGCUACCCUGGUUGAACAUGGGAUAAGGCGCCUUACUUUCCUGGUGGCACAAAAGGAUUUCAGAAAACAGGUCAACUGUGAGGUGGAUCAGAGAUUUCAUAGAGAAUUCCCUAAGUUUUUCACAUUCCGAGCAAGGGAUAAGUUUGAGGAGGAUCGUAUCUACCGUCACCUGGAGCCUGCCCUAGCUUUCCAGUUGGAGUUGAACCGGAUGAGAAAUUUUGACCUGACUGCCAUUCCGUGUGCCAAUCACAAGAUGCACUUGUAUCUUGGGGCGGCCAAGGUGGAAGUGGGCACAGAAGUGACAGACUACAGGUUUUUUGUUCGCGCAAUCAUCAGACAUUCUGACCUGGUUACCAAGGAAGCCUCUUUUGAAUAUCUACAAAAUGAAGGGGAACGGCUGCUCCUGGAAGCUAUGGAUGAGCUGGAGGUUGCUUUUAACAAUACAAAUGUCCGCACUGACUGCAACCACAUCUUCCUCAACUUUGUGCCCACUGUCAUCAUGGACCCAUCAAAGAUUGAGGAAUCUGUGCGGAGCAUGGUAAUGCGCUAUGGAAGUCGGCUGUGGAAAUUACGCGUCCUCCAGGCAGAACUGAAGAUCAACAUUCGCCUGACACCUACUGGAAAAGCAAUUCCCAUCCGCCUCUUCCUGACGAACGAGUCUGGCUAUUACUUGGACAUCAGCCUGUACAAGGAAGUGACUGAUCCCAGGACAGCACAGAUUAUGUUUCAGGCAUAUGGUGACAAACAGGGACCAUUACAUGGGAUGCUGAUCAACACUCCAUAUGUGACCAAAGACCUGCUUCAAUCAAAGAGGUUCCAGGCACAGUCUUUAGGAACAACAUAUAUAUAUGAUAUCCCAGAGAUGUUUCGGCAGUCCCUGAUCAAACUGUGGGAGUCUAUGUCCACUCAAGCAUUCCUUCCAUCACCCCCUCUGCCUUCUGACAUGCUGACGUAUACUGAACUUGUGUUAGAUGAUCAAGGUCAACUGGUUCACAUGAACAGGCUUCCAGGAGGAAAUGAGAUUGGCAUGGUAGCUUGGAAGAUGACUCUGAAAAGUCCUGAAUACCCAGAAGGCCGAGAUAUCAUCGUUAUUGGCAAUGACAUCACAUACCGAAUCGGGUCCUUUGGUCCUCAGGAGGAUUUGCUAUUUCUCAGAGCUUCUGAGCUUGCCAGGGCAGAGGGUAUCCCACGCAUCUUUGUAGCAGCCAACAGCGGAGCAAGAAUUGGGCUGGCAGAGGAAAUUCGUCAUAUGUUUCACGUGGCCUGGGUAGAUCCUGAGGAUCCUUACAAGGGAUACAAAUAUUUAUAUUUGACCCCUCAAGAUUAUAAAAGAGUCAGUGCUCUCAACUCUGUCUAUUGUGAACAUGUGGAGGAUGAAGGAGAAUCCAGGUAUAAGAUUACUGAUAUUAUUGGGAAAGAAGAGGGCCUUGGAGCAGAAAACCUUCGAGGUUCUGGAAUGAUUGCUGGAGAAUCCUCACUGGCCUAUGAUGAGAUCAUCACUAUUAGCCUGGUUACAUGCCGGGCCAUUGGUAUUGGGGCUUACCUUGUCCGACUGGGACAGAGAACCAUCCAGGUUGAAAAUUCUCAUUUAAUUCUGACAGGAGCUGGGGCACUCAACAAAGUCCUGGGUCGAGAAGUAUACACCUCCAAUAAUCAGCUUGGAGGCAUCCAGAUCAUGCACAACAAUGGGGUGACCCACAGCACUGUUUGUGAUGACUUUGAAGGGGUUUUCACUGUCCUGCACUGGCUGUCUUAUAUGCCCAAGAGUGUGCACAGUUCAGUUCCUCUCCUGAACUCCAAGGAUCCCAUAGAUAGGAUCAUCGAAUUUGUUCCCACAAAAACCCCAUAUGAUCCUCGAUGGAUGCUAGCAGGUCGUCCUCAUCCAACCCAGAAAGGUCAGUGGUUGAGUGGAUUUUUUGACUAUGGUUCUUUCUCAGAGAUCAUGCAGCCCUGGGCACAGACUGUUGUGGUUGGCAGAGCCAGGCUAGGAGGAAUACCGGUGGGAGUAGUUGCCGUAGAAACCCGAACAGUGGAACUAAGUAUCCCAGCUGAUCCUGCAAACCUGGAUUCUGAAGCCAAGAUAAUCCAGCAGGCUGGCCAGGUUUGGUUCCCAGACUCUGCAUUUAAGACUUAUCAAGCUAUCAAGGACUUCAACCGUGAAGGACUUCCUCUGAUGGUCUUUGCCAACUGGAGAGGCUUCUCUGGUGGAAUGAAAGAUAUGUAUGAUCAAGUGCUGAAGUUUGGUGCCUACAUUGUGGAUGGCUUACGGGAGUGCUCUCAGCCUGUGAUGGUCUACAUUCCUCCCCAGGCUGAGCUGCGGGGUGGCUCCUGGGUCGUGAUUGACCCCACCAUCAACCCCCGGCACAUGGAGAUGUAUGCUGACCGAGAGAGCAGGGGAUCAGUUCUGGAGCCAGAAGGGACAGUAGAAAUCAAAUUCCGCAAAAAGGAUCUGGUGAAAACCAUGCGUCGGGUGGACCCCGUCUACAUCCACUUGGCUGAGCGAUUGGGCACCCCAGAGUUAAGUGCAGCUGAGCGGAAGGAGCUGGAGAACAAGCUGAAGGAGCGGGAGGAAUUCCUAAUUCCCAUUUACCAUCAGGUAGCUGUGCAGUUUGCUGACUUGCACGACACACCGGGCCGGAUGCAGGAGAAGGGUGUCAUUAACGACAUCCUAGACUGGAAAACAUCCCGUACCUUCUUCUACUGGAGACUGAGGCGUCUCCUGCUGGAGGACCUGGUCAAGAAGAAAAUCCACAAUGCCAACCCUGAGCUGACUGAUGGCCAGAUCCAGGCCAUGUUAAGGCGCUGGUUUGUGGAAGUGGAAGGAACAGUGAAGGCCUACGUGUGGGACAACAACAAGGACCUGGUGGAGUGGCUGGAGAAACAGCUGACAGAGGACGAUGGCGUCCGCUCAGUCAUAGAGGAAAACAUCAAAUACAUCAGCAGAGACUAUGUCCUCAAGCAGAUCCGCAGCUUGGUCCAGGCCAAUCCAGAGGUUGCCAUGGAUUCCAUCGUCCACAUGACCCAGCACAUCUCACCCACCCAGCGAGCAGAAGUCGUCCGAAUCCUCUCCACGAUGGACUCCCCAUCGACGUAGGAGGAGCUUCCUGCCCACCCUGCCCCGCCCCGGACAUAGGGCUAGAGCUGCCUUUAAUGACUGAACACUAAUUAGAAGGCACAGGAGACCCAGCGCUGCAGUCAGUAGCGUUUGUUUCUCCCCAGACAUUUGCAGAUCAUGCGUGACACUGAGGUUGGGGGGGGUCACAAAGUCCCCUCCAGUCUUCUAUUCCACUCAGUAUUUAUUAUCUGGCUGGGACUCCAGUCAUCUCCCCCAGUGCCAGACUCCAGAAGGCAAUGAAGGGUACAUGCACGUACCAUGAGGUCUUACAACACAAAUGCAGGCGCCCCCUCCUCCCCCACCCCCCUUCUCACAGCCCCUUGGUCCCAGCAGGGAGAAGGGGGCUUGUUGCCCGCAGCCAGCAGCUGCCUCGCCCCUGGCCCCAUGAGCCUGCAGCCAUAGGCAGCAGAGGAGGGCUGGGCCCAGCUCCCAUCUCGGGAGGAAGCUUCAAGUGCAGUGUUUCUUCACCCCCCCACUUCAGCACAGGAAACACUUUGCUCUCAUCCAGUACCUGGUCAUGAAGAAAGAUGAGCACAAAACCUGCACCCUCUGCAAGCACCCGGGGGUAAAACCACCAUCCAAACAUGCAGGCUGAGUCACUGCUGGUCACCUCGGAGGCCUCCACGGGGCUGAGUGCUACUGGAACAAAUGGAAACAUGUAUAACCUCCCCCACCCCCACCCCCCAGUACCCUGCAUGUCACUGCUCUUGCCCCUGCUGGGAGCCGCAAGGCCCCGCCUUCUGCCAGGGGUCCUGACGGCUAGGCUGCAGCCGAGGAGCUGCCCUCCCUGUUGCUGACAGAAACUGGUGACUCGUUGGUGACUCGUGCCAGCCAGGGAGCCGGCAGUCUCCCGUUACCGGCCCUGGAAGGCCGUUCCUCGUAAGCCUGGGGCUUUGGUCACUACAAGAGGUCACAGUGCCUGCAGAGUCACUGGUCACCAUUCGGCUAGUUGCCGACACCCCCGUCUUUGGGUCUUGUUUUUCCUAGAAUGUACACAGGCAACAGGUCUCCCCACAGCCACUGAAAGGAACCUUGGUGACAGCUGUGUGCUGGCAUCAGGAACGGACCUCCCGGGUGUGAGGCCUCCAGGAACACAAAAUCCAUGUGACCUUAAGAUUAUUUAUCAUUGUCAUGGUGCUGCGAUCUUCCAAGCUCACUGGGGCCUCCUCAUGGGGGGCAGCUGGGGUGUAUCUGUAGUUUAUUCAAGGAAAGAGCUCGCAAGCCCCCCCUUGGCGUCCCUAGAACAGGCGUGGGAGUGGUCAGGGCUCUGAGAGUCCAGUUCCUGCAGAGCAACUCAUUGGCUUGUCACCAAUGACCGCGAAGAAGGCCGCUCAGUCCUCGGGGCAGGGUGGAUUCGCCCGUCCCAGCUGCAGGUUGGAGCCUUAACUCUAGUUUUUCUCAAGGAGGAUCCGUGUGCCCCUUCUCUGGGCACGGCAUACAGAGGACCUCGCCAGUUCUGGACGGGACAGUGCUGCGUGGCCAGCUCACUCUGACUGCCUCGGAGCCUCGGCCUGGCUGCCCGUCUGCACCCGUGGAGGAGAGCGGGCAGGGGAGGGGCAGGGCGGGGCGGGGCCCCCACGCCCCAGGGCGGGUCUGUACCCCUCGGCCUGGCCUGUAUUUGCUGGUCUUCGGCAGAGGCAGAUGGCUCGCUCAGCCUCCUGCUGCACUGCCACCCGAUUAAGACACCUGAAUGCGGCUCCCUGCUGGACGGUAACGCCUACCCCCAGGGCACCUUGCUGACCGGCUUGCCAAGGGCCCGGCUUUUCCUAAGGAGAAGUCGGGAAGGAGGAAGGAAGGCCGCCUGCUAUUCCCACAGCCCCUUCCAUGUGCAAGGCACUGAGGCAGGAGGCGCAGAAAGGACCAGCCGACCAGGGCUUGCUGGAGCUGAGCCGGCCGUGUGGUCUGUCCAUGCUGCUCACGAAGCAGCGGCCUCCACGAGUCUCAUGGAGAAGUCAAUGGACGCAGGCCCUGAUGAGCAAAGAGCUUCAGUCCAAUGUAUUCUUUCCACAUUUUGUUAAAAUAAACCUCCAUAUUUGUAGAGGAGUCACUGUCAUUUCAGCCGUGCCCAGCCACCUUGUCGUCGGCCCGCUUUGGGCAAACCCCCAUCCAGAAAAUAAAGCCAGCCAUGGGCACCGGACGCCGCUGCGACAGCCACACCCUGGGCAGCGCCCCGCGGCCGAGUGGUCUCCAAGUGAGCGCCAAGCUUUGCCCCGCUUAGUGGGCAGCGGGGUGCCUGGCUCCAGUAGGUGGAUAGCAAACCAUUUUCAGGCAUCAGCUGAGCCACACCUUCAGAGGUUUUAGUCUCUGAAGCUGCAGCCUAAGGAAUUUUGAACAGUAACUUCAGGCACAGAAAGGCAGAGGGGCAGUGGAGCCAGGAUCUGUCUCCCCUCACUUUCCCUUUCUAGGGGAAAGCUCUCCCGAGUCCAUGUACUUGCAGCAGGAACACAGGCCAGCCCCGGCACGUGUAAGGAAGGUGUUGGCCGCAGCGAGGCAGCUCUGGCCUCUGCGAGCCAAGCAAAGGGCGGCUGUUUCCAAAGUGAAGUGAAAGGUUGCAUUUCAAAUACACCCAUCUGAACCCCCUAAGCUAGGUGCCCCAGGAAGGGGAGGAAGAAGAUUGGGAUCCAGGGGAGUGAGCGCUCUGCCCAGCUGCUGCUCUGGGGAAGGGCUUAGCACAGGCCUGGGGCUCUGGCCCUUGCAGGCGGAUGAGAAAGGGCCCCAAGCUGUGAGUUUAAGCGGCCCCUACUCUGCCCCACCUGUUGCCAGCUCUGGGGAACAUGGGUGGGCAAGAUGAAUGACAGGAGAGUCUGCCUCUGGCACUGGCCUGGUACAGAGUGCUGGCUUCUAUCUAACAAAAGGAAAGUCCUUUUGCUGUUUCUCUGGGGUGAGAGGGGAAGACUGUAUAGUGAGGGUUCUGGGACCGAGUCCUGGACCCAGGACAUGGUGUCAAAGCAGGUGUCCAUCCCUGCGGCCCUCCUGACACGCACAGCCCCUGCCGGGCUGUGGUGAUGCCUAAGGAGUCUGGGUUGGAAGGCCACCCCCACCUAAACUCUGGUUUCUUAGGGUGACCCCCUGGCCUGUCCUGACCACAGUGCAGACAGUAAGCGCUGACGCCCGCUGGCAGGAAGGUUUCCGGCUGGGCCAGUGAGGCAGCGUGUCCCACAUGGCACCAGUUCUGCUACGUUAUCCAGGGACAUUAGACGUGUGGGAGCAUAGCUGGCUCUUGGGGGAGGAGAGACCAUGACAUUUGAAAAAGUAACAGAGCAUGGAGAGUUCUAGCUGCUGGAACACUGAGGCUGGAAGGAGGUGUGUUGGACAGGAGCGUGGGCGCCUUUAGUGGUCUGCGGUCUGUCAGGUCUGGGAAGCAGCCUGAGGGUGCAGGAUGACGCAGACAAGGAGCUGGCUCCAAGCUGAGCUCGUGGAUGUGCCUGAGCCGGGAGGCUCGCCCAGGCUUCCCAGGGGCACAGAGUCUUUGGGAAUAAGACUCAUGCCUCGGCAGGCAGCAGAGAUUCGCUAUGCCUUGCCUUUGGAUGACAUUUACCGGCUCAGGAAGUGGGUAGCUACGGUGCUGGCCAGGAGCGCCAAGUUAAUACUGAUACCAGGUCUGCUUUAUACAUGUGGUAUCUUAGAAAUUUGAUCUUCUGAAACAUGGGGUUCCCUGUGAUUGGAGGGGCAGGAUGAAAGCACAGUCUCGGUUCCGAGGGAACCUGGAAUCGCCCAUUAGGAGCUGUGAGGAGGUGACCCAGGCCAGUACUCAGAGUGGGAUGAUUGAUGGGCCUCGAUCCCAACAUCGUGAUUCUACAACCCGCCAUCUGGAAUGAUCAGAAAUGGUGAGGAUGGGGGGGACGGUGGGGAGAGGAGUCAAGACAGGAGCAACUAGGGAAAUCCAAACCCUAAAUUUGGAAAAAGCUAACCAAAUUCUUGUCAAUACCAGCAGGUCCCUCCAAUAGCCACUUGAACGAGCACAGCUACUGGAAUAAGCCUGAGCUAGGUCCAAAUAUCUGGCCCCUCACUCCUUGUAAGGACCGCACGCUAACCAAUUGGCCACUGGAGCCACAGCCCGUCCCUCACUCCUGUCCAGGGGCAUGCUCCUGACACCUCAACUUGGUGAAAUGUGGAUAACAAGGAUCGCAUGUGGCUUCGUGGAAAAAGACCUUAAUAGUUAAUAUGGACCAAGUGAGGGCAUUAGUUGCAAAAUCUGUCUGGCGGGUCCUCCAUGCCCUUCCUUGUCGUCGGAAGGCGAGUGUUCCUCAGUAGAGCCCUCCUCAGUGUGUUCUCGCCCCGCGAGAGCAGGAUAGAGGGCUAGUCUCUAGGCAUUUGUGCCUACCUCUGGGAGGUGCUUCAGUCACAAGGUGGAUGUUCAUAAACAGGAUUCUAGUGCCUUAUAAAAAGGAUAAUAUAGAUCCUUUCCCCUCCCCACCAUGUGAGGACACAAUGACCUGAAAGAGCCCUCACCUGUCUGAGCUGGCACACUAAUA